Molecule: messenger RNA, 972 nt
Organism: Vigna unguiculata (cowpea)
Lineage: Eukaryota; Viridiplantae; Streptophyta; Magnoliopsida; Fabales; Fabaceae
Source: RefSeq, a predicted model, not a curated record
AUGAGUUACAUCCCACAGCUUUUGGGCUCCUUCACCAACUUAAGAUAUCUCGAUCUCUCCAACUCUUUUUUCUCAUGUAGGAUUCCUCCCACACUUGGAAAUCUCUCACAAAUAGGCUAUCUGGAUCUUGGGGAUAAUUAUAUUUCGGGACACAUUCCUCUUCAGAUUGGGAAUCUCAAACACUUACACUAUCUUGAUCUUGGAGGAUUUUAUCUUUCUGGACAAAUUCCUAUUCAAAUUGGGAAUCUCAGAAAGCUACAAUAUCUCAGUAUUGGAGGUAACACUUUUAUAUACAGAAGGCAUAUGGAAAACUAUAUUUCAAAUUCCCUUUCUGGAGCAAUCCCUUUUCGCAUAGGGAAUCUUCCACUAUUGCAUACUCUUCGACUAGGUGGCAAUUUUUACAUGAAAGCUAAGGAUGCAAAAUGGUUAUCAACUCUCCAUUCCUUAAGCAUUCUUGAGCUGAGUUCAAUGCAUAGACUUAGUUCCUCUCACCAGUGGCUACAAAGUCUUAGUAAGCUCAUUCCAAACUUAACAGAGCUGAGGCUAGUUGACUGUAAUCUUUCGGAUAAUGAUAUUCGAUCUUUGUUCUUUUCUCGUUCCUUUAACAUUUCCACUUCUCUUACCAUUUUAGAUCUCUCUUCUAACAUCUUGACAUCAUCAACACUUCAACUCUUGUUUAACUUUGGCCUUCAUCUUCAAGAACUACAUCUUUCUCACAAUAAUAUAGCCUUGUCUCCUUCUCUUCGUCUAAAUUUUCCAUCUCUUAAGUUCCUCGACCUCUCUUACAGUAAUCUUGAGUCAUCAAUGUUUCUGGCUAAUUUCAAUAUUAGCUCCAAACUACAAAAGCUUCAUCUUGUAAACUGCAGCAUUAUAGAUAGAAGUUUUCUCGUUUCUUCUACAUCGAAUGCCUUCUCUUCUCUUUCUUACCUUGAUCUCUCCCAUAACUUAGUAAAAGCAUGCUCUGUAUUUUAA